AUGCCGCCCAAGGCUGCGAAACCCACCAGCGACGAGCUCCUAGCUCAGUUCGACAACCUCGGCGUCGACUCAGCCGACAAGGAAUCCAAGCGCUCCGUCCCAGCGGUCUCCAACAAUGCUAAAUCCGAGCAGGAGGACAUCCUGGCCGAGCUGGACCACCUAGCUACCCAGCGCCCCAGCAGCGGUCCCGGCACGCCUCGCCUGUCCUCUGACAAAGCGCGGCCAUCCACCGCACGCUCUCCCCGGCCUAGUGCCACCAUCGACCGAACCAGCGAGGACAAGAUCGCCGCCCGCGCGUCCGAGGAAACAGGUCGGUCUUCUCGUCCCGUGCCGCAAGCCGAUCAAGCCCAAGCUGCUCCUGAAAAGACGGAUGGAACCGAUGAGGAGUCCCAAGGCGGAUGGUGGGGCGGGUUCUUCGCAACGGCCAGCGCAGCCAUGAAACAGGCGGAGGCGGCGGUCAAGGAGAUCCAGAACAACGAAGAGGCCCAGCGGUGGGCUCAGCAGGUCAAGGGCAAUGUCGGAGCUCUAAGAGAAUUUGGCGGCGAGUUGCGCAACAUGGCCAUUCCCACGUUCACCAAUCUCAUCCACACCCUUGCGCCCCCCAUCUCCUCCCACGAACGCCUACAGAUCCAUGUGACGCACGAUCUGUCCGGGUAUCCCGAACUGGACCCUCUUGUGUACAGCGUGUUCUCGCGCGUGAUGGCCCAAGUCGAAGGCGGAGACUUGCUGGUAAUCCAGCGGGGCCAGGAGUCCGCUCCCAAGCGGGGGAUGGACAUUGCGGGCUACCAGCUCUCGAGCACAGGCUGGAAUGACGGACCAUGGUGGCGGACGGUCACGCCCGGCAGCCCACGGAGUAUCUCUGCGGUGCCAGGUCUCGUUCCGGGGACCAAGCUUGCGCGCGCGAGUGCAGAGUCUUACGCGACGGAGUAUUAUUCGACGCGGGGUGGAAUUGAGGAAGCAGCGAAGCAAGCCACAGAAGUGCUGAGCGAAUCCAACCCCGUGCGGAGCAGCGAUAUUUUCCUGGCCAUCCAGGCCGUGAGCCAGAGCGUGUCCAAAGAGCUGUUCCAGGGGGGCGCGACAGGCGAGAAAGCCACUACCCCGGCCGGCGCAGUGGCCGCCGACGAGACAGAAGAGGAGAUUGUCUUUGCCCUGUACCUGCACGACCCCGUGCACGGCAUCGCCUUCCACGCCGUCUCCCAGGCCCUGCCGCAGAAAUGGAUCGAGUGGCUUGAUGCCUCGGCCCCUGCCGUGGAGAGCCCAGACGCUGAGGACGCGCAGGUGCCACGAGCUGUCACGCCGGAGGCUAUCGCGGAGAUUAUUGAGAGCGGUGGCGUGGAUCCGCGCGAGUGGGUUGCCGAGUGGGUGGAAGAGGCACUCUCGCUGUCUGCGGGCAUCGUUGCGCAGCGCUAUGUCGCCCGCCGCAUGGGUGUCGGCGAGGGUGGUGUUGGCAAGGGCAAGAUGCGAGCCGAGCAGGUGUCGACCGUCGAGAGCGGUGCAGGAGAGGCCGCGCGUGCCCUGUAG
Penicillium lagena is the source of this 1521-nucleotide messenger RNA. Its product is annotated as DUF5427 domain-containing protein MTC1. The transcript is spliced from 2 exons. The coding region runs from base 1 to 1521 and encodes 506 amino acids. The record is from RefSeq and is a predicted model, not a curated record. Lineage: Eukaryota; Fungi; Ascomycota; Eurotiomycetes; Eurotiales; Aspergillaceae.